GAAUAUAUGUGUGUAUAAAUAAGAGCAUCGUAUCUGUGAUCUUUCUACAGGCAAAACUCAAAAGGUUAACAGAUCAUUCUCAUCUUCUGGCUAUGUCGACUCUCUGCGUCCCAUCUCAAGUUCCUCCCGUAUCCGAAGACUGCGAGCAGCUCCACAAAGCAUUUUCAGGAUGGGGAACAAAUGAGGACUUGAUCAUAUCGAUUCUAGGUCACAGAAACGCAUCCCAGCGCAAAUCGAUUAGAAAAGUUUAUGCAGAGACAUAUGGGGAAGAUCUUCUGAAGUCCUUGGACAAGGAACUCUCAAGCGAUUUUGAGAGGCUCAUCUUGCUGUGGACCUUGGAACCUGCAGAACGCGACGCAUAUUUGGCGAACGAGUGUUUGAAGAAGCACCAUCAAAUUAUUGCGGAAAUAGCUUGCACAAGGUCCCCAAAAGAACUUAUUCAAGCACGAGAAGCGUAUCAUGCUCGUUUCAAAAGAUCUCUCGAGGAGGACGUUGCUUAUCACACAACCGGAGACUUCCGCAAGCUCUUGGUUCCUCUGGUGAGUUCAUAUCGUUACUCAGGAGACGAAGUGAAUAUGCAUCUUGCGAAAACAGAGGCCAAACUUCUCCACGACAAAAUCUCCAAUAAGGAAUACAAUUGCGACGACAUCAUCAGGAUCCUGACCACGAGAAGCAAAGCCCAAGUCGAGGCUACGCUGAACCAAUACAAAAAUGAAUUCGGAAACGAUAUAAACAAGGAUCUUAAAGAAGAUCCCAAAGAUGAGUUCCUUACCCUCCUAAGAAGCACAGUGAAGUGCUUGGUUUUCCCACAAAAGCACUUCGAAAAGGUGAUCCGUCUGUCAAUCAACAAACUAGGGACGGACGAGGGCGCCCUCACCCGAGUUGUGGCAACUCGGGCUGAGGUGGACAUGAAGAUCAUCGGCGAAUUGUACCACAAAAGGAACAGCGUGCCGCUGGAGAAAGCCAUUGCUAAGGAUACCCGGGGAGACUACGAGAAGAUGCUCUUGGCACUGAUCGGACACGGUGACGAAUGAGGUGAGUGAGUUAUAUAAAGUGCUGUGUUUAUCUUAAUGCUUCUGCUGCUACUUCUUGAUGAUCUCUUGAGUUUUUAAAAACUGGAUGGAGUUUUAUGUGUGGUUUGGGUUUGAGCUGAAAUAAAUGACGUUGCUGGAGCAAUGCUUCCUUCUUGAUUUUGAAUAAAUAUCACAUGCUGUUUCGAAUA
This is a messenger RNA of Andrographis paniculata, 1222 nucleotides long. Its product is annotated as annexin Gh1-like. Gene Ontology annotation, molecular function: calcium-dependent phospholipid binding; calcium ion binding. The transcript is spliced from 5 exons. Bases 93 to 1034 code for a protein of 313 amino acids. Lineage: Eukaryota; Viridiplantae; Streptophyta; Magnoliopsida; Lamiales; Acanthaceae. The record is from RefSeq and is a predicted model, not a curated record. Gene Ontology annotation, cellular component: cytoplasm.